AUGAAUCCGUUUAACCAUCAAAACUAAAAUUCUAAUUUCAUGACAAAUUAUGCAUAUAAUGCUUCGCCAUUUUUGCAAUCUUAUUUUGAUUAACUUUCCAUGUUUUACUUGCUUUAAAGAUAAUUAAAAUCUUAAGCUAACCAAGGAAUAUAAAAUUAUUAACAAAAAAUCGAAACUAUAAUAAUUUCUAGUGAUGAAGAAUAACCUAUAAUAAAAUAGAAAGAAUAACUUUCAAAAGUCAUACCAGCGGCUUUAUAAAAAAAAGGAUAAAAGAGAAUUUUAGACCUUGAUUAAUUAGAAUUAUAAGGAGGAAUAUAUCAGAAUGAUUCUUUUGAAUCCCCUUUAUAAUAAGAAAGGGUCUAAAAAUGUUUAAAAUCUCAACAAUCAAAAAUAUUAAAUAGAAAUGAAAGUUUAUAACCAUUUAAAUUAAAAAAAAAAAUACUAAAGUCUAAAAAAUAACCUAAAAAAUAUUGUUUAAAAGGGUAGAAAUAAAUUUUGAUUGGAAAGUAGCGAUAAUAAUAUUUAUUUAACCAAUCUAGUGUUAAAACACAAUUGAUAAAAGUUUACACAAAAAAUGAAGAAAAACGUAUGUUAAAUUUAUUCUAUUAUUUAGUUUUAAAAAUAAGAGAACUUUUACAUUAGAAUUUUCCAAAUUCAAAUGAUGAAGAUGCUAUCAGGUUAUUAAAUGCCACAGGAAAAUCAUAUGAAAAAGCUAUGGAUUUAAUAAAAGAAAAUGAAUUACUUGUUCAAUAUAUGUUGGAAAGUAAAUUUUUUUAUUUAUAUUGAGCUAAUAAAAUUAAUGAAAUACUAGAAGAUGAUGAUUUAGAAACAAUAAAAUGA
Messenger RNA from Paramecium sonneborni, 840 nucleotides. Lineage: Eukaryota; Ciliophora; Oligohymenophorea; Peniculida; Parameciidae. The record is from the annotation of a GenBank genome assembly.